Molecule: messenger RNA, 1200 nt
Organism: Camelina sativa (false flax)
Lineage: Eukaryota; Viridiplantae; Streptophyta; Magnoliopsida; Brassicales; Brassicaceae
Source: RefSeq, a predicted model, not a curated record
AUGGGUAAUCAUCAAAAAGAAGGUGUUGAUUUUAAAGAAACAUUUGUCCCGGUGGCAAAGAUGGCUACGGUACGGUCUCUUCUCGGUGUUGCCGCUGCCAAAGACUGGGAGGUCCACCAAAUGGAUGUCCAUAAUGCUUUUUUCCAUGGUGAUCUCAAGGAAGAGGUUUACAUGAAGCUCCCUCCAGGUUUUCAGUCGUCUGAUCCACACAAACUCUCCACUGCUCUUCACAAAUUUGGUUUUAAGCAAAGUUACCAAGACUACUCAUUGUUCUCUUUCAUCCGUGGGCCGAUGGUGAUUCACAUCCUUGUCUAUGUGGAUGAUUUUGUUAUUGCCGGGAAUAAUCUAGAAGCUAUUGAUCAGUUCAAAGGUCAGCUCAGCCAGUGUUUUCACAUGAAAGAUCUUGGUAAGCUGAAGUAUUUUUGCGCAUUGAGGUCUCUCGUGGCAAAUGACGGAUUUUGUUUGUCCCAGCGGAAGUACACCCUCAAUAUCAUUCAUGAGGCUGGUCUGUUGGGUACCAAACCAGCUCCAACACCAAUGGAAAUUAAUCACCAGCUUGGAUCGGUCAAGAGUCCUUUGUAUGCUGAUCCCAAACAGUAUCGUCGUUUGUUCAUGAAGACUCCACUUGUAGCUCAUUGGGAAGCUGCACUUUGCCUUGUUCGUUAUCUCAAGGGCACUCCUGAUCAAGGCAUUCUUCUCCGCUCCGAUAGACUCUUGACUCUAACGGCUUAUUGCGACUCUGACCUUUCUGCCUGUCCGCGCACUCGCUGCUCCCUGUCCGCUUAUGUUAUUUAUUUGGGUGAUUCCCCCAUUUCUUGGAAGACCAAGAAACAAGAUACUGUCUCAAGUUCCUCUGCUGAAGCCGAAUACCAUGCCAUGGCUUACACUCUUAAGGAGAUAAAGUGGUUAAAAGGACUCAUGGAGGAUCUAGGAGUGGCACCAUCAUCUCUGAUUCCUCUGCAUUGUGAUAGUCAGGCAGCCAUCCACAUUGCUGCUAAUCCUGUUUUCCACGAACGCACCAAACAUAUCAAACGUGACUGUCAUCAAGUCCGCGAUGCUGUACAAGAUAAGUUGAUUACUACCGUUCAUAUAUCCACUCAUGACCAAGUUGCUGAUCUCUUAACCAAGGCUUUGCCUGCUCCUCAGUUUCAACGGCUUAUGUCCACGUUAGGUGUUCGAGAUUUCGUCCCACCAACGUGA